Messenger RNA from Lasiosphaeria miniovina, 567 nucleotides. RefSeq lists its product as uncharacterized. The coding region runs from base 1 to 567 and encodes 188 amino acids. The transcript is spliced from 2 exons. Gene Ontology annotation, molecular function: protein tyrosine phosphatase activity. Lineage: Eukaryota; Fungi; Ascomycota; Sordariomycetes; Sordariales; Lasiosphaeriaceae. The record is from RefSeq and is a predicted model, not a curated record. Gene Ontology annotation, cellular component: cytoplasm; nucleus.
AUGGCGACAAUUGGGACCCUAGAGCGGCUCUCGGCGUCGGCCUUGUCGAGGCUAAUCCUUGCCGAGCAAGCUGCGGCCUUGGGCGACCCCACCAUCGCCAUCAUCGACGUGCGGGAUGACGACUACAUCGGCGGCCACAUCCGCGGCGCGCAAAACGUGCCGUCGCGCACCAUCGACGCCAUGUUCCCGACGCUCGUGCGCCGCCUCCAGGACAAGGAGACGGUCGUCUUCCACUGCGCCCUGUCGCAGCAGCGCGGGCCCGGCGCUGCCCUCCGAUACAUUCGCGAGCGCGAGCGCUUCCUCGCCUCCGAGAACAAGAAGGCGGCAGCGGCCAAGAGCAGCGCAGCCGAGGAUGACGGUGCUGCUGAUGCGGUUGCGGAUUCAUCUGCGUCUGGCGUGGUGGGACAAGACGGUGCAGCCGGCUCGGAGGGGCAGGACAAGCCUGUCCAGCAAACGGUAUAUGUGCUUGACCGCGGGUUCGUGGGCUGGCAGGAGGUGUACGGCACGGACGAGCGGCUAACCGAGGGCUACCGCAAGGAGCUGUGGGAGGACGGAUACUGGGGCUGA